AUGUCCGAGUAUAGUUACAAGGAGCUAUUAAAGGAGAGCUUGAAAGGUAGUGAAGUAGAGAAUGAUACAGAUAAAAGAAAAAGGAGGAAGACUGGGGGACAAUACAAGUCCAAUGGGCUAGAUAAUAUAAAAAUAGAGAAUCAAGAAGUGAUUACGAUAUCAGAUAGCGACCAGGAAAGUGAGGAUAGUGUUAAUUCAAGUGACUUUGAGGAUGUUAGCUUAGAUGACGAAGAAGAAUCACAUGGUUUAAACCUAUUGCCUGAUAAUACAAAUGACAAACAAGAAUCUCUAUCUAUAACCAUAAACCCUGUUCAAGAGGAGGUUAAGAAGAAAAGAAAAUUUAAUUCCAUAUCUAAGAGUGAAAGGGAACAACGGAGAAUUAUACAUCAGAUGUACGUGGGACUAAUGUUAUCACAUGGUGUGAUUAGAAAUAGAUGGUGUAACGAUUACAAUUUAUUAAUGGAACUAAGAAAGAAUGUUUCGCCUCAAAUUUUGGAAUUAUUGCAUCAAAAAGAUUCAGAUGAUGUAUUGCCUCUUGUAAAGUCCAGGAGAUUUCUAGACGGGCUAAAGAAAUUGAUGAUGAUGUAUUCGUCGAACUAUCGAGUUACGUCUCAAGGUUUAGUUCGCAAAAAUUGGAAUGAAUUGUCAAUUAAGCAGUCGAAGAUCGAAGCUAAUGUUACUUUUAGUAAGUUUUUUAAUUUAGUAACAAAAUUUAAAGGUUCUCGCGAUAUAGCUGCACAAGGAUUUGUAAGUCUAUUACGAUCAGUCGAUUUGAAUGCAAGGCUAGUUUUUUCAUUACAACCUCCCGAUUACACUUCAAUUGCAGAGCUCCCAAAAAUUAAUAAUACGAAUCAGACAACUUCAACGCAUGAAGUCACGCAGAGCCCUUUACUUCAAAGAUUUGCUUCUCGAAAUAGUAAAAGGAAUCUUCUAGCUUCGAUGAGGAAAAAAUCUACUACUGUAACAAACGAAGCAAAACAUGCAAAUUACUUUGAAGAUUCAUCAUAUCCUAUAUUUUGGGUGGAGGUGUGGGAUAGAUAUGUUAAAAAAUGGGUAAGUAUUGAUCCCAUUGUGCUUCAGACUAUCGAAGUUUCGCCGAUGAGACGAAAAUGCAAAUUUGAACCGCCAUCUACGGAUAUGAGAAACCAGUUAACUUAUGUAAUUGCAUAUGAUAGACUAGGAGGUGUUAAAGAUGUAACUCGGAGAUACAGUCUAUAUUAUAAUGCUAAGACUGUUAAGAAGAAGAUUCAUUUCAGAUCUGAGGAAGAUGAAAUAUGGUAUAAUCGAAUACUUAAAGCAUCUUGUCUGCAAAUGAGAAAAAAUAAAAUUAAUAAGAUUGAUAUUUUAGAAUCCAAGGAAUUUCACACAAGGGAUUUAGCUGAGGGAGUACCGAAUAAUAUUGCUGAUUUCAAAAACCAUCCAGUGUAUGCAUUGGAAUCACAGUUGAAGCAAAAUGAAAUAAUUUUUCCUAAAGACGAGAGCAGUACAUGUGGAUUUUUUAGGAAUAAGCUGUCAAAGAAAUCGCAAGAGAAGGAGCUGACUGUUAUUCCUAUUUAUAAAAGAUCACAUGUUUACGGUUUAAGAUCCGCAAAGGCUUGGUAUCUUCGGGGGAGAGUGCUAAAAGUUGGGGUGCAACCAUUAAAAUUGAAGAGGAAGCAAACGACUCAGAAGCAGCCCUCUAGUGAUGAUGAUGAGGACGAAGAAACGACAAGGCUUUAUGCAGAGUUUCAAACUAAACUAUACAUACCUCCACCUAUUGUGCAUGGCGAGAUUCCUAAGAAUGCAUAUGGAAAUAUCGAUAUUUAUAGUCCUAGUAUGCUACCAGAUAAUGGAUAUUUGGUUGAUACUACAUUACAGUAUUCAAUGAAGAUUGCAGAAAGAGCGGCAAAAAUAAUUGAUAUUGAUUAUGCAAAAGCCAUUGUUGCAUUUGAUUUUGGCAAACUUGGCAAGAAAAAGUCUCAAAGCAGAAAUCCCACUGCAAGAGAGGGAGGGAUAUUAAUUGAUAUUCAGUUUAAAGAAGCCAUAUACUUAGUGAUGGAAACUCUUUUGGAAGAGGAAGAAAGCUUGAAAAGAAGAAUAGUCGAAUUGAAUUCAUUGAACAAUUGGAAGUACUUUUUGACGAAAUUGAGAAUAUCCGAACGAUUAAAUAAAGUGCAUGGUAAACUAAACAGUGAAGGCGAAGAAUCGAAUUUCACUGAUGAACUGGACGAGAAUGAUUUUAGUAUACAUAGUGACAAUUCCGGUAGCGAUAUAAAAGAAUUUGGAGGCGGUGGUUUUUUCAUUAGUGGUAACCCUGAGUCAAAUUACGCUAGAGAGAAGUAUGAACCAACACCUGAAGAUUUUGAAGAGUCAUAUGCAGGGAAACUGGGAGGAAAAGAAGGAGUUAUGGAAGCAAAUUAUAUGAACGAAGAUACGGAUUUUAUAGAAGGAGAAAGUGGAGGCGGAUUCUUUGUAGAGAAUUCCGAUCAUGAGGCUAAUUCGCGACCAAAAAUUGGUGAGCCACUGAACAACGCAGAACUCGAUGAUAUGCCUGAUUAUUACUUCAAGCAGGAUGAAAAUGGAGAAUUGAUAUAUGAUCCAUCUAGUGAUGGUAAUCAGCGUAGGCUGGAAUCUAGUAGUGCUGAUGGUACUGAUACCCCAGAGAAUAGACAUGACUUAUCGUUCACAGAUUUAUCUAAGGAAACUUCACCUGAUACAGCUUUAACCCAGGAUGAUACACACGAGGAAACCUCACAAAGGAUUAUUUCACCCGAAGCUGGUAAUGAUAUAGAAGCAACAGGAAAUAUGAUAGUUGAUAAGAAUGAUUCAUGCUCAUCAAGCUGUCAGAAAUCACUGAGUGAAGUAGAAAGUUCCCAAGUCUCCCUUGGGGAAGAAAUUGCCAAAGAGGAGCAAGUAUUUGGAUUUGAAUAUAGUGAUACCGAUUAG
Messenger RNA from Debaryomyces tyrocola, 2925 nucleotides. Lineage: Eukaryota; Fungi; Ascomycota; Pichiomycetes; Serinales; Debaryomycetaceae. The record is from the annotation of a GenBank genome assembly.